Molecule: messenger RNA, 809 nt
Organism: Mytilus californianus (California mussel)
Lineage: Eukaryota; Metazoa; Mollusca; Bivalvia; Mytilida; Mytilidae
Product: iron-sulfur cluster assembly 1 homolog, mitochondrial-like
Exons: 4
Coding region: 60-449 (129 amino acids)
Biological process (GO): iron-sulfur cluster assembly
Cellular component (GO): cytoplasm; mitochondrion
Molecular function (GO): 2 iron, 2 sulfur cluster binding
Source: RefSeq, a predicted model, not a curated record
CGUAAGGGAAUUCGGAAAUUAUUGUAUCAAAGAAAAACCAGCCGGCGUAAACAAAGAAAAUGGCUUCUCGAGCCGUGGGUGCCACGGUCCGAGCAGUGACUAGAACGCGAAUGUUGCCAACCAGAGCACCGAUUGUCAUGACUUCAGCAGCUGUACAGAAAGUUAAAGGUUUACUUGAAAAUCGACCUGAUAUGAUUGGAUUGAAGAUAGGUGUGAAAACAAGAGGAUGCAAUGGUUUAUCAUAUACAUUAGAAUAUGCUAAAGAAAAGGGAAAGUUUGAUGAAGAAGUUCAGCAAGAUGGUGUGAAAAUUUUGAUAGACGCCAAAGCUCAGCUAUCAUUGUUAGGAACAGAAAUGGACUAUGUUGAAAACAAAUUAGCUUCUGAAUUUAUAUUUAAUAAUCCAAAUAUAAAAGGAACAUGUGGAUGUGGGGAAAGUUUUAAUGUAUGACGGAAAAGUUAAAUCUUUAUAUUUAUAAAUUAUUUAGGUCGCUGUGAUUACUUUGCAAAAUAAAUAUCAUUUUUUUGUUAACAAUCUGACAGUUUUUUUAAAUUUUGGAUGCAUAUAAAUAUAUAUAUAUAUAUGAUUUAUUAAAACUUUUGAUGUAUUAAAAUUUUUCUGUUGACUGUUAUAGAGAUUCUGAGAAUAUUCACAACUAUUUUAACAUGAACGGGUAACAUUUUCCCUUAAGAUUAGUAAUGCUUGUGAAGUCAUGAGUAUUUCUAUAAUUUAUGUAGUAUUGAUUUUUGUGUGCAUUUAAAAAAUGCUUAAUUUUAUUACUUUGUGUAAAUAAAAUGUUUUUAUUCUUAA